AUGGGCGCGUGGUGGAUACGUGCCACCACAGCCGUCCACUGGUGCCAGAACCUGGCGUUGUAUUGGUGGCAUGGGACUGUCAUGGACACUCUUUCUGGAUACAAGUCGACGAUUUCUGUUGGCCUAGGCACGCUUACAUUGCAAAUGUCCAAGGCCAGCCAUGACGUACUGGAGCGCUACAGCGAGAUGGUGCAGAAUACCUCAUACGAUCUCAAAAUCCAUCUGCAGCGCAUUGACGAAAAGAUGGCGCUGUUGACGUCUGAGAUUCCCAACACAUCUGACAUUGACCUUGAAGACGAGCGAGCAGUGACUUCGCACUGCAUUCGCAUAUGCGAGGAUGCUCAGUCGUAUCUCGACUCUUUGAUUGAGCAAGAGCGCCAGGCCCAGGUGCAAACGCCGCCACCGGAUCUCGCGGCGACUGAGUCGCCUUAUCUCGAAGUGCGCCGCGAGACACACAAGAUCCUCGGCGAGAACCGAGAUAGCAUCGCCGAACACAUCGGUCGUCUCCGAGAGCGCCUAGAACGGCUGGCGUCGGAUGGGAACUCUGGCGGCGAGCUGGGGAGGAAUCAAUUAGAACAGGACAUCAGGGCUUCGGUUCAAUGUCUAGAGGUCUGCAAACUUGCCUCUGGUGAGGUGUCCCGUCAGAGGAUACACACCAUUGGCGAGGUCAUCGCCGAUGGGGAUAGCGAUCAAGUUGUCGUCACAACGUGGGCAGACGUUUUCGACGUCAAAAAGGCGCUAUCAAAGGGCAGGUCGGCGCAGUUGAUCGGUUCGAUGACGGACGAAUCGCUCCGCCAAGUGUCGCAAGACCGAUAUCGAAGUCGUUUCGGCUCGUCGGCUCGGACUGAAACCGACGUGAGUACCUCGGAUGCCAGCGUCGACAGUUCAAGCACGCAUGGCCACCUCUCGCAUCAGGACGCUCUUGACAGCCGGCGACGAAAACCUGAUGCCAGAGCCAGGGCAGGUCCUAAUGAGACGAGGAAAAGGACGAUGGAAGGAGAAUAG
Verticillium alfalfae VaMs.102 is the source of this 1005-nucleotide messenger RNA. RefSeq lists its product as hypothetical. Bases 1 to 1005 code for a protein of 334 amino acids. NCBI's taxonomy places the organism in Eukaryota, Fungi, Ascomycota, Sordariomycetes, Glomerellales, Plectosphaerellaceae. The transcript has 2 exons. The record is from RefSeq and is a predicted model, not a curated record.